GCCAGUUUAUGAGAGUGUAGCACUUCUCCCGGAAACUCAGUCCAGUAAACUGUGUCUCAUUCAGCUUUUCCAGGGCGAUGAAUGGCAGCUGGCGAAAGGGAAGGGAGCUGGAAGUUGCAUUCUGGUUCUAUUGCAGGGCUGAGCUUCGGGCGCAGAGGCAGGUGCUGUCCCGCAGCCAGCCGGGCUGCGUCCUUCUUCCAACCUGAGCCCGCCGGGGAGCUGAGAGGCUGCGAGAAGCGCCUUCCCCCCCCCACCCCCCCGGCCGCUCGCUCUUGCCUUGUCGCGCACACGGGAAAGACCUUGGAGAAGAAGCCACCGAUGCUGCUGCUGCUGCUGCUGCUGGUCCCGGGGGGGCCGGCAUGGGCCGCGAAGGAGAAGUGUCUCACCAAGAAGUACACCGUCAGCGGGGAGUGCUGCAAACCCUGCAACCUGGGAGAAGGGGUAGCCCAGCCCUGUGGGGCGAAUCAGACGGUCUGUGAGCCAUGCCUGGACAGCGUGACCUACUCGGACACCGUCAGCGCCACGGAGGCGUGCAAGCCGUGCACAGAGUGCGUGGGCCUGCAGAGCAUGUCGGCUCCCUGCGUGGAGUCAGACGACGCCGUCUGCAGAUGCGUCUACGGCUACUACCAGGACGAGAGGAGCGGCCAGUGCAAGGAAUGCGACAUCUGCGAGGUGGGCUUUGGGCUGAUGUUCCCGUGCAGGGACACUCAGAACACGGUCUGCGAGGAGUGCCCCGACGGGACCUUCUCCGACGAAGCCAACCACAUGGACCCCUGCUUGCCCUGCACCAUCUGCGAGGAGAACGAGGUCAUGAUCAAGGAGUGCACCCCGCUAUCCGAUGCCGAGUGCAGAGAUCUUCACCCGCGCUGGACGCCUCGGACCCCAACCCUGAUGGGAUCUGACAGCCCCAUGCCUUUCACCAAAGACCCGUACGAUACCGAAGGCAUCGCCAGCACCCUCGCAGAUACAGUCACCACUGUCCUGGGUAGCUCCCAGCCAGUCGUGAGCCGCGGCACUGCGGAUAACCUCAUCCCUGUCUACUGCUCCAUCCUGGCAGCCGUGGUGGUGGGGCUAGUGGCCUACAUUGCUUUCAAAAGGUGGAACAGCUGCAAACAGAACAAACAGGGCGCCAACAACCGCCCUGUCAACCAGACCCCCUCUCCGGAAGGAGAGAAGCUUCACAGCGACAGUGGGAUCUCCGUGGACAGCCAGAGCCUUCACGACCAACAGCCACCGACACAGACCGCACAGGUGCAGGCUCUGAAAGGAGACGGGAACCUCUACACCAGCCUGCCGCCGAACAAGCAAGAGGAGGUGGAGAAGCUGCUGAACAGCUCCCCGGAGGACACCUGGCGUCACCUGGCGGGGGAGCUGGGCUACAAGGAGGAUCACAUAGACUCCUUCACGCAGCAGGAGUGCCCUGUCCGGGCCCUGCUCUCCGACUGGUCCGGCAAGGACAGCGCCACCAUGGACGCCCUUUAUUCCGCCCUGCGCCGAAUCCAGCGGGGAGACAUUGUGGAGAGCUUGUACAGCGAGUCGACCGCCACGUCGCCGGUGUGAAGGGAGGGGCGGGAGAGGCGCUCCCCAGCCAGCCCCUCUGCGACCCCACGGAGAUACCAGCCGGCGAGAAGAUGUGAAGGAAAUGGGGUUCCCGCCCGGGCCCCCCGCUAUUUACGAACAACCCCGUAUGCACUGACCUCUUAUUUUCAGUAUUGUCUCCUUUUUUCCAUCCCCCUUUCCCCUAGCGGAUGUUAAAGCAGGAGGGAUAGAGCCCAGGCCACCGGGGGCUGUGGCCUCCUUCGGUCUUGCUGGGACCUAGGAGCGCUUGACGGCUUCGGAGCCUCCUGUGUGAGCAGAACAAUCUCUUGUGCACCCCCUCCAACCCCAACAACACGUCUCCAGUAGCUGCAGCAAUGGCCGCGUUUGCUCUCGCUCAGGUCUCUCCUCCUUCUUUCUCUGCCUGCUUCGUUCCCCCUCUUCCACUCCCCCUCUGAGGAGCUUCCUCUGCCCGCCACAAUAUCCACCCCCUUCUGUUUGCCCCCAGUCACCUUUGAAUUGCAUCCGCCAAGCCAGGAAGGACGGACCCGGCUGAAUUCAGAGAGAACUGGCUGGAUUUCAGGGCUAACGUUUGAGUGAAGAUGUUAUUAGCAGGGCCUUGGGACGGAGGGUGGGGAGCAGAGGGAUGUAAUUAGAAAGAGCUACCCAAGGAUGCAGCAUGGGGGGAAAAGGGCUUCUGACACAUUUGUGCCUCUGCACUGUCCUUGGGAGUGGGUGAGGGGUGAGAGGACUUUGUUUCUAGCAGGCACAAUCUAUACUGUGAAUCAUGAAACAUACAGCGUGCGCGUUGGCAAGAGAUCCACAUGCCUCCGUGACACGCACGUGCCUCAGGCUUGGAAGAGUUUGCCUUGGUCAUUAGCAGCCAGGCUGCCCGACACGUUAAGAGACAAUCUAGUUACCUAUGGAAUAAUGUCAUUUGCCUGCCUUGGGUGCUCAGUGGUCAAUCGCCAGCACCUUCCCAGGCACUGAGCUCUCCUGGGCAGACGUCACCCAAGAACAGGCUCCUUUGGGUAGGUUGAGGCUUCCAGGGAAGACCCAGGAGGUGGAGAGGCAGCUGCAGCAACCUUUCUAAAGGAACAGGGGGGCAGGGAGUGUGUUCAAUGGAGUUUUUCCCAGGCUCGGAAAUAGGUUUGGGUGAACGCUGGUGUUGGGGCGUGAGGGGGUGGAUCUUGCUCCUUCCAAACCAGCUAGGCCCAAUUCUCAGUUAGACAUUCCUUCUUUGAAGAAGACACUAGAAAGCAGCAAAUCAUAGGACUCAGCUGUUUCCCGCCCGUUCCUGAGAUGUAUUCCUAGGAGAGGGGAGUUCUAAUGGAGCCCAGGCAGCCAAGUGGUAUGAGUGGCUUAGCCCUGUCCAUAGGGUUCCCUUUCAUAUAAAGCUCCUGAUGGGAAGGGUGACUUGAAAAAUGCCUUUCCUUCACCUGAAGGACUCCCACACCUGUCGACAGCCAUCAGGAAAUCAAGGGAACUAUGCAAAGUGCUCUAGCCCUUAAGAGGUAUGGCAGACCUCUCCCAGAGCUGCGGCACUUCCCUGCUUUGCAAGCUUCCUCCUCCUUGCCUGAGUGGAAGGUCUACCUCCUGGAUCCAUUGGACUCCUAGUAUGGCUGGUAGGUGACGGGAAAUGACAGCACAGGAGCGAUAAUAAUAUACAGGACAGUACUGGUGAUCAUACCUCACUCCAGAUUUGGGUGGAUGACUCCUGGACUGCAGCAGUCCAACAUCUGCAGACCAACAGUAAAGUUUCUCGAGGGGUGUCCAGCCGCUACAAAUGAGGUGUCCCUGCAAGAGGCCCCAUGGUGGAAGACCGCUUAAGUUACCAACCGUCUGUGGAGCAAGGAGGCAGGAAAAUACAGAAUGUGAAUGUGAUUGUAGAACUUGCAUCUGUUGUAAUCAGCCCAACCAGAGAGGAACGGUUACUUACACUUCAGAUCACACCUGGGAGCGUUAGAAGCUGGAGACAGGAGGUCAUUCUUGGGUUGGCUCCUUUUGAGGGACCAAUAACUGGUAGCGAAAGUUUUGAUGACGUAGAAAAUUGUUUCACAGCACUUUGAUCUUCGGAGAGGGCCAGAUUCUAUUUGCUCCCACUGAGCUAUUUGCUUCUUGCUGCCCCAGGAACCCCCCGACGAUGAAGACUCAUUGAAUAAGGGGCUAUUCAAACCCAGCUGGCCAGGGAAUGAUUUUUCCCAUCCCAUGAAAGUUUUCAAGUUAUUGAAACAUUUUUCUCAUUCCAAAUUGAGAGGAAAAGUCUAAAUGGCAAUGUUUUUCGCACAUCAAAAAAUCUGGCAAAAGAAAUUCAGAUCAGGUCAAAAUAUUUUGUUUCAAUAAUUUUGAAGCAUGUUUUAAUUUUGACCAUUUUAAGGGUUUUUUUUGCGGGGGAGGAUACUAGAAUUAGCUUAAAAAUUUAAGUGAAAAGCCACUUUGAACUGGAAAACUAUGAUUUUUCAUGUAGAAAAUGUCAAAAUAAAAGAUUGACAAUUUUGAACCACCACCACCCUCCCGCUCCCCCCAAAAAAUGGUGGGUAGAAAACUUUAGUUCCUUUUCUGCAAAAAAAAAAAAGUUUCAAUUUCAAAGAAUCAGCAUUUUCCAAUGGACAAAAAUGUUUCUUUGGCAAAUUCCUGACCAGCUCUACUGUUCAGUGCAAGUACGAUUCCGGCCUCAAAUGUCUCCAGUUCUAGAAUAUUACCCUGCUUCUGCCCUCACAACACAGGAUCAAAUCUCAUUUGACUGGUAGCUAGUGAAGAAUUGUAGCAGAAAUGGCAGGGAGUCCCUCGCCCUGCCUCUUUUUAUGCCUCUGGUCUGGCAUCUUCCUCCAGCCCUCAAGCCAGUAAGUCCAUGUCAUAUAUCCGACGUGAGCUGCUAAUUCAUUAACAGCCGGAUUCUAGCCUUCUUGCGCAGACAGCUUUGCCUUGGAAAGCAAUGGGCGCGCUGUCGGAGGAAGGCGUUCAUGUUCAGGGCCUGCAGGAGCUGAGUGUUGGUGAUGUUCAUGAUUUCACAGACAAAAUGAAGUCUAUGGGCCACGUUCAGCUCUGCUCCAAAGGGGCCGAACUUGUCCCUGAAGAGGGAAAUCUGAGAGACUGAGCUACAUAAGUGAAGGACCUGCUGUUUGCCUCCCAGCUCCGCCAGAAAUCUUGUUAUUGAAUGAGGAAGGGGGGGACGGACCUAAAUGAGACGACUAAGAAUUGUAAAUAAUAUUGUCUUGUUUUACUCACUGCUAAAUGUUUCUCAGUGUGAAGUGGAUUACAGUGCUGACGAGCAGGAGACCUUGGCUUUCUCCACAAGGCUUCUGCUCACCGCUGCCUUAGCAUGGGGUCUAGCUGUUACCCGUUCUUCCACAAAGCUAUAACUGACUGGCCUCUCAGCGUCUUCCUGACGGACGGCAUGGUGGCAAAGAUCCGUUUGCUCGCGGCUCUGCGCUGCAGGUUGAAUUUUACGUUACCAGCCUUGUAUUUGUUAUAAUAACCUUGAUUCUGGCCUUAAAGAGACGACAGAGGGAAAUUGACAUACGCACACUUUCUUUUUUUUAACCAUGCUGCUGCUGAUGGCAGUGUUGAAAGGCUAUGCGAAACUGACGAAAGCGGAGAGAUUAGAUCCAGGAUGGAACCUCAGGCCAUUUUAAAGGGAUGAAAUGUUCAAAUGUACCCAGGGUUAUUAGAUGGCACCCAAAUCCCAUUGAAAGUCAAAGUUGAGCCCUUAACUCCUGUAAAUGCUUUGGAAAAUUUCACCCAUUGUGCUUUAAAAGAUUGGGGGAGGGGGGGUGUUGCUAAGAAUUGGGCUUCUAGAAUGGGAUUUACAAAAAUGCCCAGCUACCUUCAUACCUUUGAUUGAUUUAGGAGUACAAGUCCUAUCAGCUUUCAGUGGGGGUUGAGCUUCAUGGUCACUGAAGAUGCUUUGGAAAACUCCACACCCAUGAUGACCAUAUGUAGGCAUGUAAUUAAAUGGCCUGAUUUAGGGUUGAGCACUCAGCAACUGAGGUCAGUGGGGAAAUGCGCACCUCUGAAAAUCAGGCCACUUAACCAGGUGCCAAACUAUGGACUUAGGAGCGGAUCAUUUAGGCCCCCGUUUCUGAAAAAUGUUGCCCAUUUAGAUGUACAUUUUUUUAAGUUUUAGAAAACUUAAUAUGAGUAGAAAUGUCCCAGAUAUUUUAAGAAAAAAAAAAGACAAUGGAAAAAGGCAGGUUUUGAUCCAAUCCCUCCUGCUUCGGGGCUGAAAAUGUAAAUACAAUGGCCAAAGUUUUCAAAAGUGACUAGUGACUUCAGGUACCCAAGUGAGGACACCUUAAAAGGGGCUGAUUUUCAGAGGGUGGGUGGGAUUUCAGAGGGAAAAUCAGGACCCUUUAAGGUGUCCCCAGAUAACAAGCCAUUUGCAGAACUCCUGGCCAGCAGCAUUAGGCUAAUGCAUGAGAAGCAAAAACUGAAACUUACCAGUCUAGGUCAAACUAUAAACAAGUGAUGAAAGACUAAAAAUAGUAAAAAAGCACAUUUGAAUCAGACAGAUUUUAUCUUUAGCAAUCUCUGUGGUACUAUUAGUAAUGCAGGCAAGGGAUUUUUUUUUAAAUGUUAAUAGUGACCUUAUUACUCAUGUUUUUUGUAUGCAGGCACUGAAGCAUCAUAUAAGAGAUCAGGUAUUCUUCCCAGAACCCAGUGGUGCUUAGAUAUUGUACAUGAAGUAACAGCUUUAAUUUUUGAGUUGCCUUAUAUAUGUGGAAGGUGAUCAUAGUCGUAACAUACCUGUGGUGAGUUUCAGACAAAAAUGCCUUGCAGAGAACUCUGAAAAGCAAAUGCAGACUCACGUCUACGUUGUAGAGCUGGUUUAAAUUUUUCAAACUAUUGGUCCCACCAGAAAAUUAGGUUUUCCUCAGAAAUGAAAGUUAUCACAGGACAAUUUAGUUUUUCAUGAAAUUUUAUUUUUAUUUUCAUUUUCAAGGGAAAUUUCAGAACAAAAAUAUUCAUUUAGCUUCAUUUGAGAUGGCAAUUUUUGUUUCGAUUGUUGAAAACCGAAACGAAUUGAAAAUUUCUAUCAUCAUCAAAGGGAACAUUUAUAUUUGAAUCGGAAUGAAAUGAAAAUUCUCAGGUUUUGUUUUAAAAUGUCCUGCAAAACAUUGAAACAAAACUUUAGCUGAAGAUUUUCAGCCAGCUCCAAUAUUUUGGGUUAUCUCAAUUUUUUAAUCACAUGGGAAACUUGCAUGAAAACAGGAUUAUCUUGGGGUUUUGGCUGGGAUUUGCAAAGUACACACUGUAAGUCA
Mauremys mutica (yellowpond turtle) is the source of this 6797-nucleotide messenger RNA. RefSeq names its product nerve growth factor receptor (gene NGFR). The record is from RefSeq and is a predicted model, not a curated record. The transcript is spliced from 7 exons. Bases 82 to 1560 code for a protein of 492 amino acids. Gene Ontology annotation, biological process: Rho protein signal transduction. Lineage: Eukaryota; Metazoa; Chordata; Testudines; Geoemydidae. Gene Ontology annotation, molecular function: nerve growth factor binding; death receptor activity; coreceptor activity. Gene Ontology annotation, cellular component: cell surface; plasma membrane.